This is a messenger RNA of Misgurnus anguillicaudatus (oriental weatherfish), 3688 nucleotides long. NCBI's taxonomy places the organism in Eukaryota, Metazoa, Chordata, Actinopteri, Cypriniformes, Cobitidae. The record is from RefSeq and is a predicted model, not a curated record.
UGUUCUAAGCCCACGCUGCUUUGCUGUCUUGGACAAAAUAAUGUCUGCAACCGCGGCUGUUAUUGUGAUGAGAUUUGCAUGGUGUUGGGGGACUGCUGCAGUGACUACAUGCAGACAUGCUCUUUAGUUUCAGUUAAUGGAACGGUGUCUCCUGUAUCAACAAAUCCAUAUUCAACACCAACACCACCAGUGAUGACCUCAUAUUCAGGACUCACAACUGCAUCACAAACAACAGAAGUUGAUCCCUGCUCCAACUACAAUAUAUUGGAUGAUCUCUGGAGAUCCACCAGUAAUCAGGAUCCAUCUCAGAUAAUGUGUGACAUGAAUGUGAAUUGGGCGGGUUGGUAUCGUCUCAUCAUUCAGGGUGAGAGUGUUCAGAUGCCAGACACAUGUGUCCCAGCGUUGAGAUGUGGUACUCAUGCACCACUGUGGUUAAGUGGUGGACAUCCAACCGUUGAAGAUGGAGUGGUCACACGAGACGUCUGUGGUCACUGGAGCGGUGACUGCUGCCGGUUCCACUCCAAUCCCAUUAGAGUCAAAGCCUGUCCAGACAAUUAUUAUGUCUACAAGUUUGUGAGUCCUACAGCCUGCUAUUUGGCAUAUUGUGCAGAUACUACAGGCAUUAUCACAACUCCAACUUCAAUCAUAGAAACUACAACUGUACCUACAACUCUCAGCUAUGACCCAUGCUAUCAGUAUAACACUAUUGAUGAAUAUUGGAGAGACAUACGGCUAAACCCAUACCAGGACUAUGGACAUGAUGACACUACUGUUGAGUGGAACGGCUGGUAUCGACUGUAUUUGAAUGGAACAAAUGCUCAGAUGUCUGAAUGGUGUGUGAGUUAUGUGGGAUGUGGUGGUGAAACUGGACUGUAUCUCAGUGGUUCUCAUCCACGAAUUGAGGAUGGAGUGGUGACCCGUGAGGUUUUGGGAAGCAAUAUAUGGUGGUCUUACUACAACCAGUGUGGUCAGUACAGAUCCAACCCCAUCCAAGUCAAAGCCUGUCCAGGAGAUUAUUAUGUCUAUAAACUCGUCACACCAGAUGUGUCAAUCUCCAGACCUUCAUACUGUGCAGUUGCUUUCAGCAGCAUCAACAAUGAUCCCUGUUACAACUAUGAGUCUCUGGAUCGUCCCUGGAGAGCAACAACUGAAAGUGGAUUGUACAUUUGUGAUGAAUCUUUCUCCUGGAAUGGCUGGUACAGACUUUAUCAUUAUGGGAUGAACAUCCAAAUGGCAGAGAGCUGUGUUAAUGCAUACAGCUGUAACACAUACUUGAGUCUGUCGCUCAAUGGUCCUCAUCCUCAGAUAGAAGAUGGGGUGGUGACCCGUGAGGUCUGUGGGGCAAAUUAUUGGGGUGGCUGCUGUGAUUUGAAGUCAAAACCCAUCAGAGUAAAAGCCUGUCCAGGAGAUUACUAUGUCUAUGAACUUGUGAAACCAAUAAACUGGUGUUCAGGAUACUGCACAGACAUCAGCACUGCAUCACAGACCAAUUUCACAACUCCAGCUGUGAUUCCUGGAUCAAGCUUCACAUUUAGUGAUCCAUGCACAAACUACAACAUACUGGACGAGUACUGGAGAAACACACAUGAUUGGCAUCUGUAUGGAUGGAUGAGUAAUCAUGAUGACACCCGUGUGAAAUGGGACGGCUGGUAUCGACUCUUCAUCAAUGGAUCGAGUGCUCAGAUGCCUGACUGGUGUGUAAGUAAUAUGAAAUGUGGAGGUGUCAGUUCUCUGUGGCUUGCUGGUUCUCAUCCUGGAGUAGAAGAUGGAGUUGUUACUCGUGAAGUCCACGGCUCUUAUUAUCAACAGUGCAGUCAUUACACAUCAAACCCAAUCCAAGUCAAAGCUUGUCCUGGAGAUUAUUAUGUCUAUAAACUCACCAAACCAAACAUAGGGAUCCCACUCCCUUCAUAUUGUGCAGUUGUUUUCAGCACUCCACGUGUCGACCCCUGUGACAACUACACCAGUCUGGAUGAACCCUGGAGAUCCACUGAUAAUUAUUACUAUAAUGUCAUGUGUGAUUAUAAUGUCAACUGGAAUGGCUGGUACAGACUUUUCAUCAAUGGUCAGAGUGCUCAGAUGUCAGAAUCAUGUGUCGGUCAGGGGAUGUGUGGCACUUAUUACACACUGUCACUCAGAGAUCCUCAUCCACAGCUGGAAGAUGGAGUGGUCAGACGACACGUCUGUAUGUCUGGAUGGAACGGCUGCUGUGUUUAUGAAUCUCAUCCCAUACAAGUCAAAGCAUGUCCUGGAAAUUACUACGUUUAUGAGUUUGUCAGAUCAUUUGAAUGCUCUGCUUACUGUGCAGCAAGUAACACAACAGCCACAAAAUCCACUCCUCCACGCAUCACGACCACAGCUAAAAGAGACCCCUGUUCUGCACUCAACUGUACUAAUGAUGAAUGGUGUGGAGAGAUGAACAGUGUUUACGGCUGUUUAUGCAAUGAGAACCAAACCAGAUCUGAUCCUGACUCUUUUGAUUUCUUUGAAACCUGUGAGAGCAGUACAGGAAAUAUAUCUAUAUCUCGCUGUCAGCUGUUUGAAGCUGGUUUUUCAGCUCAUGCCCUGCACCUCAAUGAUCCCAGCUGCAGAGGAAUCAUCCAGAACGGCCGAGUGGAGUUUAGUUUUGAUAACAAUGGACACACCUGUGGUACAAAUCUUAUGGCCAAUGGCACUCAUAUCAUCUAUGAGAACUUUAUUUUGGGAGCACCAGGGUCAUCUGAAGGUCUCAUUAGCAGAGAGAGAAUUCUGCAGAUAUCUUUCAGCUGUGUUUACCCACAAACCCAAACACUUUCUAUGAUAGAAAUCAACCCACUGGAGAGUCGUGUGAACAAGAAUCUUGUUGGUCAAGGGAUGUAUCAGGUCCGAAUGAUCCCAUAUCAUGAUGUUGGGUUCUCUCAGCCCUUCAAUGGUAGUGUGAAUGCAGAACUCAACCAGCAGAUUUUUGUUGAGGUUCGUGUUGAUGGGGUUGACAGUCGACAGUUGGUGACAGUGAUUGACACAUGUUGGGCUACACCUGUGAAUGAUCCAGAUUACAGUCUGCGCUGGGAUCUCAUCACUGGAGAGUGUCCAAAUCCACAUGAUAACACAGUGAAGCUUCUUCAGAAUGGUAACUCAACAUCCAGCCGUUUCUCCUUCAGGAUGUUUAUCUUUAACUCAAACUCCACUAAAGUUUACCUGCACUGUGCUGUUCAUCUUUGUAUUCUGGCCAACAAUCACUGCUCAGCGCACUGUGGCUCUGGAUAUCACCAGAGGGUCGGCAGGUCUCUGGACUUCCGUGACAGUUCCUCUAUAUCCAUGGGUCCUUUCGUCUGGUCUGAUGGAAAUGCGGAAAAAUGGGCUCCAGAAUUUGCGCGAGUGUCCGGAGCUCCAGGUCUGUACGGUUGUUUGAUGAUACUGCUGGUUUCACUCCUGAGUGCCUGCACCAUCUUCUAGGGUGUCUCCACAAUGCUCAAUUUCUAAUCUUAAAACUUCUAUACUAUACCCUAAAAUUUACAUCUGUUAUCUGAUUUUGUCUUCUAUUACCAAUUAAAGACUAGCCCUGCACUUGUUUUGAUGAAUUUUUUUAGAUUAUUCUGUCUGAAAUAAGAUUUAGUUUGAUUGUCGAUUUUUCUUUUUUUAAUAGUCUCUCCUUUAAAAUACUUAAUUGUGUUAAAAAAUAUUGUAAAAAUAAAGUUCAAACCAAGCA